AAUUCGUGCGGUGUGCUCAGUUCUAGUUGAACCGUUCGCGGUAACGGGUGUGCCUUUUCUUAGCGCCAGUGCAGACCCUAGUUGUGUUUCGCACCUUCAGCAGCUUGUGUGCCAGUGUGUCGUUGCGGAACGUGUCGAGCGUAUCGAGCCUUGUUGACACUUAAAUAGGCGCAAACCGUAGAUCAAAUCGUGUGGUGUGAGUUGUUGUGACUGACGUGCGUGCGUUUUGAACGAGGACCGAACCGUCUCCCGUACGGUUGUGAUAACAAAAGAACAGACGCGAGGCGCGAGAGGAGUUACGAGAGGGUUGUGCGAGACCCUUCUCCGGUGGGGCUGAACGGAGGUCCUACCAGUCAACCAGCAGACUUCUGUGCGCAAUCAACAAUCACUAUCCUUUGCAGCUGGUAUCGUCACCACCAACAAUGAUCAGGUUAAUAGCAAUAGCUGCGGCUAUUGCAAUCGGUGGUAUCGAUGGUCAGUUUCUGGCCUUCGAUCAACACGCAACCGAGUGCGCACUGUACGUGAACGGACCGGGCAAGUCGUCCGCGUUCGACUACAACCUCAACCUGUUCCGUGGCACAAUUGCACCGCUGCAUGCCGAACCGACCACCUGUAUUACGUACGAUGCCAUCAACCAGGCGUACCUGGAUGCCCGGAAGCGGAUCCGCGUAUCGCAACCGAAAGGUGACUGGAAGACGGAAGACAUCGCGACCGUCGGUGAGCUGCUGCUAGACAUCUCGAUUCAGCUUGCCAGAACGUACGGUUUGUCGUACGAAGAGAUCGAGAAGGGUCUCCCAUCGAUCGACACCUCCAAAACACUGAUCCGUGAGGUAUGUCCAGCGUUCCUGUCCGGUGUGGAGUGUCGCCCGGGCAAGUACCGCCGGGUGGAUGGGCUUUGCAACAAUCUGAAGCAUCCAACAUGGGGUGCAGCGAUGACACCGUUCCAGCGGCUGAUCGGACCACUGUACGCGGAUGGCAUCAACGCACCGCGCAUCUCGAUUACCGGUCACGAUCUGCCCCUGUCGCGUGUCGUGUCCCGCACGAUCCAUCCGGACGAGGGUUACCAUGAUCAUGCCGGUACGGUGUUCGUUAUCGCAUGGGGACAGUUUAUGGAUCACGACUUUACGCUCACUGCCACGCCGCUCGAUCCGAUCAACCGUAACGAUCCGGAGGAGUGCUGCAAACGGCCACCCCAUCUGAAGCACCCGUACUGUAAUGAGAUUCGCGUCCCGGACGACGACUACUUCUACCGGCUGUUUAACGUCAAGUGUAUCGAUUUCGUGCGCGGUUUCCCAUCGCCCCGUGCCGGCUGUCGGCUCGGAUCGCGCCAACAGUUCAACACGCUUACCUCCGUCAUCGAUGGUAACACGAUCUACGGUGUGAAUGAGAAGUUUACCAGGAAACUGCGCACCGGGUACAAUGGACUGUUGCGCAUGAACCCGGUGUUUGCCGAGUACGGGCUGAAGGAUCUGUUGCCGCUGAAGCUGGACAUUCCGGACGAGGGUUGUACGCGACCGAACAAGAGCAUGUUCUGCUUCGAGGCGGGAGAGAUCCGUGUGAACGAGCAGCUGGUACUGACCUGCAUGCAUACGCUGCUGGCCCGCGAACACAACCGCAUCGCGACCGAGCUCGGCAAGAUCAAUCCGCACUGGGACGAUGAAACGCUGUUCCAGGAGGCGCGCCGUAUUAACAUCGCCAUCAUCCAGCACAUCACGUACAACGAGUUCCUGCCGAUUCUGCUCGGCAAGGAGGUGAUGGAGAAGUUCGGGCUGCUCACGCAGAAGGAAGGCUACUGGGAUGGGUAUGACGAGAACAUCAACCCGGCCAUCAUUGAUUCGUUCGCUUCGGCUGCGUUCCGUUUCGGACACUCGCUGCUACCGACUGCCGUCGAGCGUUGGUCGAAGGCACACAAGUUUAUCGCUUCCAAGCGUCUGUCGGAUCUGAUUCGUCGUCCGUACGAUCUGUACCGGGCGGGUGUGUACGACGAGUACCUGAUGGGACUGAUGAACCAGGUGGCCCAGGCGAUGGAUGACUCGAUCACGCAGGAAGUUACGAACCAUCUGUUCAAGAAGGAGGGUGCCCGGUUCGGUAUGGAUCUGGUGUCGUUCAAUAUGCAGCGUGGCCGCGAGUUCGGUGUGCCUGGUUACAUGGAGUUCCGCAAGUUCUGCGGGCUGCCCACGUCCGACAACUUCGAGGAGCUGUUCGGUUCCAUGCCCAACGAGACGGUGCGCCGGUACGAGAGUAUCUUCGAACAUCCAGCUGAUGUGGAUCUGUGGUCUGGAGGUGUGUCCGAGCGUUCGUUGCCUGGUUCGAUGUUGGGACCUACCUUCGCCUGCAUCAUCGCCACCCAGUUCAGCUACGUGCGACGCGGCGAUCGAUUCUGGUACGAGCUGCCAAACCAGCCGUCCUCCUUCACGCCGGAACAGCUGCAGGAGAUCCGUAAGGCGAAGCUUGCCCGUCUGAUCUGCGACAACACUGACCUGAUCGAUACUGUGCAGAUCUACCCGAUGGUGCUGCCAGAUCACGAAAUUAAUCCCCGAGUGCCAUGCAAGAGUGGAAUUCUUCCUUCCAUCGAUCUGUCCAAGUGGGCCGACUAUGGUCACGAGACUCACUCACCUCACCAAUAUCAAUUCUUGAACGACAUCCCGGAAACGAUUGGAUUCAAAUAGUGGAGGCACAGUCACGGCCACCCAUCACUCAAUGUACGCUGAGAUUCUAGAUGUAUCAUCCUCCGCCCCCAAACCUACCGGUAGACCCCCGGUUUCUUCCUUCCGUCUUCAGGACGAGCGUGCUGGUGGAUUAUAUCGCGGGGAUGGUUCACAGAACCUGUCACCGUCACAGCAGCUCACCUAGCCAUUUAGCCAUCUCUACCCCCCCCCCCCACCCUUUUCCCCCACUGUUUCAUUGUAUUAUACACAUUUCAAGUUGGAAUUCGAAUUCGCCCCACUUAGCAUUGUUACAUUGCGAGCAGUCGCAAACGAGCCGCUGCCAGAACGCAUUUAGCCGAGGUACACCUCGACAAGACACACCGCUAGACAAUAGUGGCCAUUAGCAAGGUGGUUGCACUGUGCGUCCACUACCGGAGCAGACCGGAACAGACCGACACAGGAGGCAGCGCACUCAUCCAUAUCCAACUGGGCAGGCAUCACGUAGAGUCCUUCCGCUGACAACCGCAUCCAGAUCCUGUGAAACAUUCCCAAGAGUAUAGCUGUACAACGAAAUCUGACCCCAUCGAACGAAUCAGCAAGAAGCUGCGAUGUUGUGACUGCACCGGGAGUGUAUCCGGUAGUGGACAUAGCACGCACGCCGCAAUUGUGCCUGCCUGCCCAUUCCUCUUCUGCUAUGCCACGGACGUUCGUCACCUUAAGAGAAUUUAUAUAUAAAUACGUUUAUUCCGUUUUCCCGUUUUUUUUUUGUUUUGUUUUAUUUUAUUUUAUUUGUAUUGUUUAGAGCGGCCCUUGUUUUUGUGUAAUAUUUAUGUAAAUAAUAAAUUGUUCGAUCAAAUGGGUUUGUUUCUCA
Messenger RNA from Anopheles stephensi (Asian malaria mosquito), 3519 nucleotides. It is a transcript of the gene cysu, whose product is annotated as peroxidase. The record is from RefSeq and is a predicted model, not a curated record. Bases 423 to 2669 code for a protein of 748 amino acids. NCBI's taxonomy places the organism in Eukaryota, Metazoa, Arthropoda, Insecta, Diptera, Culicidae. Gene Ontology annotation, molecular function: peroxidase activity; heme binding. Gene Ontology annotation, biological process: response to oxidative stress. The transcript has 8 exons.